AUGGCAGCCACAGAAACAGAAUCCCCUCAAUUGGCGGAAGUGGAUAACGCGGCCACUUCUAGCAAGCGGAAGGCCGAUGUCGAGGAAAUCGAAGUCGAUGUAAACGCACCAGAGCCACCUUCUAAACGAGCGCGCCGUGCUCUCAAAAAGGGAAAGUCAUUGCCGACCAAGCCCUCAAGCGACGACGAGAAAGAGGAUAAAGACGAACAAAAGGAUGGCAAGGACAAGGUCCGAUCCGAGCAUGGAGUUUGGAUUGGCAACUUGCCGUUCAGGCUGACCGGAGCGGAGCUUCGCGCAUGGUUAAUAGACAACGCUGGAGGCGUCAUCACCGAGGAAUCGAUUACGAGGGUGAAGCUGCCUACAGUAAAGGACGCUAACCGACGCAAGGAUGAGAAGCCUGCGAACAAGGGAUUUGCCUACGUGGACUUUGUGGAUAUCGGCGCCAAGGUUGCAGCCAUUGCGCUCUCAGAGACAGAGUUGACUGGUCGCAAGCUGCUCAUCAAGGACGCCAAGUCAUUCGAGGGCCGCCCCGCUAAAGAGAAGGAGCCCGAGGCUACGGCCGGAAAGGCAGAAGGGAAAUCAGAUGCAAAGGCCGAUCAGCGCCUAGAGGCAAACACCAGCCGAAAAGUGUUCGUGGGCAACCUCAGCUUCAAGACGACCGAAGACGACUUGAUCAGAAACUUUGAAAAGUGCGGAGAGAUUGAGUGGGCCAAGCUAGCUACGUUUGAAGACUCUGGAAAAUGCAAAGGAUACGGCUGGGUCAAGUUCAAGGAGCCCGAGGCCGCCGCGUGGGCCGUCAAGGGCUUUGUCAAGAUCAAGGAACAGGUGGAAACCGAAGACGACUUCCGCGAUGACAAGAGCGACAACGAGGCGGAAGAUGAGGAAAAGGAAAAGGAAAAGUCAAACCAGAAGCAGUUCAAGACUCGAAAGUGGUGGGUAAACCGCAUGCUGGGUCGGGAGCUGAAGCUCGAGUUGGCCGAGGAUGACCGGGUGCGAUAUAAGAAGAGGUUCGGCAAGGAUGCUCCCAAGAGGGCAGACGACACGUCAAGGCCUCCCAGGAGAAGCAGGCCAGACGAGAGAGACGACAGCAGGGGAGUCAAAUCAUCAGAGCCUGCGCCAUUCAAGGCCGCAGAGGACAUUGCUGUCGCUCGUCUUACGGGUGGCUUGGUCCAGCAUACGGGAACCAAGGUUACAUUGGAUCAAGCCCUCUCCCAGUUCCGGUCCUCUCCCUUAUCCUCCACCAUCACCUACACCCUGCAUUUUGAACCCUACCAGCUCAGUCCAAGUUUCCCGCCUGGAUCAAUCGACAAGAAACAAUGGUACUUUGAGCACAAACACAAGGGCAGCGUCGAUGCAGAGGACGCCUUCCAGUCGCAGUUGCGCAGACGCGCCGAGCCGGUGGGCAUCGAGCUGAGAUUUGACGGCGUCAUGGGAAACACGCUUCACGCACACCGUGUGAUUCAAUAUUUCCAGCAAUCCAAGGGCCCUGAGACGGUGAAUAAGCUUAUUGAUGCUCUGUAUGUGCGGUACUUUGAGCAAGGGCUGCAUCCUUCCGAGGAUGACGUCCUCGUAGAAUCCUGCGUAGAGGCGGGGAUUCCGGAGGAUGAAGCGAUGGAAGUUGUUCUGGAUAAGGAGCUAGGUCUGGGUGAGGUGCAGACCAGGUUGAAUGAGAUUAAGAGGGAUGUAGAUGCGGUUCCAGUGAUUACGUUUGAAGGGAAGAAGAGGGAUAUUACACUGAUAGGGUCAAAGGAGGUGGAGGAGUAUCUGAAGGUGUUGGAUAGGAUUGCUAGGGAGAGCACUUGA
Trichoderma asperellum CBS 433.97 is the source of this 1803-nucleotide messenger RNA. The record is from RefSeq and is a predicted model, not a curated record. Lineage: Eukaryota; Fungi; Ascomycota; Sordariomycetes; Hypocreales; Hypocreaceae.